Gigantopelta aegis is the source of this 2238-nucleotide messenger RNA. RefSeq names its product hemicentin-1-like. Bases 1 to 2238 code for a protein of 745 amino acids. The record is from RefSeq and is a predicted model, not a curated record. Gene Ontology annotation, molecular function: protein binding. The transcript has 10 exons. NCBI's taxonomy places the organism in Eukaryota, Metazoa, Mollusca, Gastropoda, Neomphalida, Peltospiridae.
AUGAACGUAAGCCCAGUAAAUGUUUCCACUGUCAGCAGUGGGGACAUAGUGCGGCUAAGUGCCGCCAUCACAGAGAACUUCCCACCUGUUACAGGUUUGGCAACUACCACGAUUGAUUGUAUGGGAUACGGAAAUCCUGGACGGAGUACUGUAUUGACUUGUGAAAUAGCGGGCACUAUAGUUGCUGGAAUCCGUUGGCUUCGACCAAAUGGUGGAACACCAUUAACGGUGAUGGAAUGUAACAAAGCUAACACUCUGUGUUUGCCAACUGGUGGUGUAUCUGGCUACAGUGUUUCUCUUGACUCUUCCACACACCAGACUCUCACCAUAGAAUCGUUCAACCCUUCGGUAGAUGCUGGAGAAUGGAUUUGUCGGGAUGGAAUGACAGGAGCUGGCCAAUUUAGAUGUAACAAGAUGGCCUUAAGUGGUCCAGACUCUGUUACAUUCAGUCCACCACCACCUGGGUCUGUAGGAGAAGGAGACAGUCUGACUGUGACGUGUGCUGCUAGUUGUAAUCCACCAUGUUCCUAUUCCUGGACUCUGAAAAAUCAGCUGAUCUCACCAACUUCUCAGUUAAAACUGACAAAAAUCAACAGGAGUCAGACAGGGAAUGUGUACACGUGUAUAGCGACCAACUCACCUAUACCAAAAUCUAAAAGUAAACAGUUCACACUGACUGUGUACUAUGGACCAGACAGUGUCCAAAUGAACACCACUUCUCCACUGACAGUGAAGGAAGGUGACAAUGUAUCUGUGUCAUGUGCAGCGACUAACUGUUCUCCAUCCUGCUCUUUCACGUGGAAUUUUAAAUCUGAGAUAAAAUCAAACAGUUCUGUGCUGUCAUUAAAUAACAUACAUAGAUCAGCAGCUGGUGACUACACAUGUACUGCUAGGAACACAAACAUACCGAAAUCAUUAGACAAGAUCAUUUCUCUGGAUGUGCAGUAUCGAUCUUCAAUCACUUCUCUGACCUUGAACUCUCAGUCUACAAGUGUUACAGUUGAUGAGCUGACUGCUGUGACUCUGAGAUGUGAUGUUGACAGUAAUCCAGGAUCUCACAUCAAACUUUUGAACAACUCACAGACUCUGCAUGAAGUGACAAACUCUAAACAGACUGAGUACACGUGGAAGGAGGCUGGAUGUCUGGAUACAGGACACUACACGUGUGAAGCGGGAAACAACAUCAAGUCAGCUGUCAGUGAAAGUGUGCAGCUUGUUGUUAGAUGUUCACCAAGGUUAGACCAUCGAGUUCCAUUGCAGAAAGAGUUUGCAGCAGCAGUAGGUGAUAAUAUAACUCUGAAGAUAUCAGUGAUUGCCAAUCCAUCACCGACAUUCACCUGGUAUAAUCUGACUGAUGGAAACAAAAAUAGUCUUGGGCCUGGAAGUUCUGCUAUGACUGAUGUAUCUACUGUUGGGAAACUGACACUGACAAAUGUUCAGCAGGGAGAUAUUGGAACCUAUCAGGUUGUGGUGUCAAAUGGAGCUAAAAACACAGAUCUUGUGAAGAACCUGACACUUGAUGUAGCAGGUCCCCCGAGUAUUCCCAUGAAUGUCACAGUAUGGAGCAAUGGUCCACACUCUUUCUCAGUGUCUUGGAUAGAGGAAUUUAAUGGAGGAUCAAAUCAGACGUUCCUUUUACAAUACCGAGCAGACACAACAACACAGUGGACAAAUCUCACUGAAGAGUUUCCAGAGAAAGCUCUUCAUACAAACCACACAGCUGUCAUAUCAAAUCUUCAACCAGAGACGAGAUAUCUGGUGCGAGUUUUGGCUUAUAAUAAAUAUGGAUACAAAGGAUUUACAGAGGAAAAGGAAGCUUUGACUUUAGUUGCAGGAGAAGAGUCUAGCAAUACUGCUUUAAUAGGUAUUGCUGGAGGACUGACUGGAGGUGUGGUGAUCAUCGUUAUUGUCAUCGUGCUCGUGCUGCUUUUCAUCAGGCGAAGGAACCGAAACUCCACAACAUCUGAAAAGCCAAUAAUAGUUAUUGUACGAUGUCUCAUGAACAAUCUACCUCGCCGAAAAUGUUUCUUGUCUGUGACAGGUCCACACGAUAUCUGUCCUAAAUGUUCAUCUCCGUGUGAUUUGGAGAACAAGUGUGGUGUUUGUUCGGCCAUUACUGACCACCAGUUUGCCGACUAUUUGAAGAUUAUCGAGGUCACAGAAACAUACGGGCCGGCAUCAGAUUUGGGUCUCCAUGCUACAAUUGUAGACACCUUGAAGGGGAUGUUGCCGGAAUAA